AUGUGGUUCCCCCGACUGGAAAGAGCUCAACUCCUCCCAGACUUGGAGCUCCCACUGUACUUCCUCAAAUCCAUCACAUAUAAACAGACGCGCUGACCUAGUUCCACAACAGACGAACAAGGUACGACACUAAGAGAGACUCUAACUGCAGGACAUAAGGAUGCUGUGGUGUGCGUGCGCGAUGCUGCUGGCGGCUUCAGCUCUGGGCCACUUGGACCCGGCCGCGCUGGACGCGCAGUGGGAGCAGUGGAAGGUUGCUCACGGCAGAGAGUACAACGGCCUGGACGAGGAGGGCGUCCGCAGGGCCGUGUGGGAGAAGAACAUGCUGCUGAUCCAAGCCCACAACCAGGAGGCCGCGCUGGGGUUGCACUCCUACGAGCUGGGCAUGAACCACCUGGGAGACAUGACGUCAGAGGAAGUAGCUGAGAAGAUGACCGGCCUGCUGCUCCCACUGAACCCUGAGCGCAGCUUCACCAUGGACCUGGAUGACAAGGUGUCCAGACUUCCCAAAUCCGUGGACUACCGCAAGAAGGGCAUGGUGACGUCUGUGAAGAACCAGGGCUCCUGCGGUUCCUGCUGGGCGUUCAGCUCCGCCGGGGCCCUUGAGGGCCAGCUGGCCAAGAAGACGGGUCAGCUGGUGGACCUGAGUCCUCAGAACCUGGUGGACUGCGUCGAGGGCAACGACGGCUGCGGAGGAGGCUACAUGACCACGGCCUUCGACUACGUGCGCGUCAACGGCGGCAUCGACUCCGAGGCGGCCUACCCCUACAUGGGAGAGGACCAGCCCUGCCGGUACAACGCCUCAGGCGCGGCCGCCCAGUGCAGCGGCUACAAGGAGGUGCCGGUGGGCGACGAGCACGCGCUGGCCGUGGCCCUGUACAAAGUGGGCCCGGUGUCCGUGGGCAUUGACGCCAUGCAGAGCUCCUUCCAGUUCUACCAGCGAGGUAUCUACUACGACGCCAACUGCAACAAGGAGGACGUGAAUCACGCCGUGCUGGCCGUCGGCUACGGCGUCAACGCCAAGGGGAAGAAGUUCUGGAUCGUCAAGAACAGCUGGGGCGAGGGCUGGGGCAACAAAGGCUACAUCCUGAUGGCCCGUAACCGCGGCAACCUGUGCGGCAUAGCCAACCUGGCCAGCUACCCCAUCAUGUGAGGCAGCGCAGGGGUGAAGAGGAGCCUCACCACGGAGGAGCUCCGAGGUCCAACCUCAGCAACCACUACAGAAAACACCACAAUCAAAAGUUACAAUCGGACUUUUGGAGGAAGCGGCUCGUACGUUAUCGACUCUUGGAUCCAAGCGUCUCCUGGAGACGACGCUUGGUUACUGGAUCCAAAGCAGCAGCAGCUUCACUGGGACCGGUUCCAUGACGAAGCUUCGGCCGCCAUUUACAGCAGCUUCGCUUCUAAUUACAGAUUAAAUUCAGAGACGAUUAAAAGUGGACAAUGAGCUGCUCUGGUCCUGAUGAUGAUGAUGCAGAAUCCAUUCGUCUCUUCAUCCACUCGUUUGUCAUUAUGAUUCCAUUCAGCACUUUUCUAAUGAUUCUACAAAUGUUUUCUAUGAAAUUCAAUAAAGGUUUCGUUUGGUGAAA
Betta splendens (Siamese fighting fish) is the source of this 1589-nucleotide messenger RNA. RefSeq names its product cathepsin K (gene ctsk). NCBI's taxonomy places the organism in Eukaryota, Metazoa, Chordata, Actinopteri, Anabantiformes, Osphronemidae. The transcript has 8 exons. Gene Ontology annotation, cellular component: lysosome. Gene Ontology annotation, biological process: immune response. The record is from RefSeq and is a predicted model, not a curated record. The coding region runs from base 161 to 1153 and encodes 330 amino acids. Gene Ontology annotation, molecular function: cysteine-type endopeptidase activity.